AUGGACCUCUUCAAGUCUCUCUCAGGCAAUCCCUCCUCGCCUGCAGAGGAUCGUUCUCGCCGGCAAAGAAUAGUCGUUGCCAUUACAGGAGCAACGGGAGCUAUCUUAGGCAUCAAAACCCUGGUCUCUCUUCGUGAAUUGAAUGUGGAGACCCAUCUUGUUAUCAGCAAAUGGGCUGAAGCAACAAUCAAAUACGAAACCGACUACACUAUCGCCAAUGUUCGUGCGUUAGCCGAUUAUGUCUACAAUGUCCACGAUCUGGCGGCGCCAAUCUCCAGCGGCUCUUUCCGCGUUGAUGGGAUGGUAGUUGUGCCGUGCAGCGUGAAGAGUCUUGCUGCGAUCGCUUCCGGGAUCUGCGAUGAUCUAGUCACUCGAGCUGCGGAUGUCAUGCUGAAAGAACGGCGCAGACUUGUUCUUGCCCUCCGGGAGACCCCUCUCAGCGCAAUCCAUUUGCACAAUAUGACCUCCGUCACACAGGCCGGUGCUAUUAUAUUCCCACCGUGUUGGACGGAUGCUGGAUCUCUUUGA
Messenger RNA from Aspergillus terreus NIH2624, 528 nucleotides. Its product is annotated as UbiX family flavin prenyltransferase. Gene Ontology annotation, molecular function: carboxy-lyase activity. Lineage: Eukaryota; Fungi; Ascomycota; Eurotiomycetes; Eurotiales; Aspergillaceae. The record is from RefSeq and is a predicted model, not a curated record. The transcript has 2 exons. Bases 1 to 528 code for a protein of 175 amino acids.